CGCUGAGGAAGCACAGAGUAGGGUCGGACGCAAGUUCGGGACAACUCCUGUGAAAUAUAUCUUGAAUACAAGCAAAAAUGGACAACAACUCUAUUGACAGUUUAAUCCUGAAGCUCCACGAUGUGGACGCGGUGAAGUUCGGAGAGUACAAGCUGAAGAGCGGCAUGCUGACACCCAUCUACAUCGACCUCAGGGUGCUCGUGUCCUACCCAGCGCUCAUGAACCAGGUGUCCAGUCUCAUCUACCAGCGAGUGCAAGAAGAGGGGCUUCAGUUUGACUCGGUGUGUGGCGUUCCAUACACAGCGCUGCCUUUGGCCACAAUCAUCUGCUCGAGACAUGAACUGCCAAUGCUCAUCAGGCGAAAGGAGGCCAAGGACUAUGGAACCAAGCGUCUAGUGGAGGGCUCAUUUCGUGAGGGGGACACAUGCCUGAUCAUAGAGGACACGGUGACCAGUGGCAGCAGCAUCCUGGAGACUGCAGAAGUGCUCUACAAAGGGGGACUGAAGGUGACAGAUGCCAUCGUACUAAUGGACAGAGAGCAAGGAGGAGUGGAGAUGUUGGCCUCUCAGAGAAUCAAGCUCCAUCCCAUCAUCUCCAUGUUCAAGCUGCUCAACGUGCUGCUGGCAGCCGAACGCAUCAACGCCCACACCGCCCAGAGCGUCCGCAAAUUCAUCCUGGACAAUAACACUUUCAGCCCCAAGGAGGAGAAUGGAAAUGGGGUUCCUGCCUCCAAGAAGCCAUGUGUGGAGCAAAGCAUGGAGCUGAGCUACGCAGAUAGAGCUAAACUACCAGACGUUCACCCUCUGGCGUCAAAGCUGCUGAAGAUAAUGGAGGACAAGCAGUCUAACCUCUGUGUGUCUGCUGACGUGACGAGCAGUGAGGAGCUACUUCAGCUGGCAGACUCUCUUGGUUCCAAAAUCUGCCUGCUCAAGACUCAUGUGGAUAUCCUAAAGGACUAUACAGCGGCCUUCAGCCAGAAGCUGCGGGCUUUGGCUGAGAAACACAAUUUCCUCAUUUUUGAAGAUCGCAAGUUUGCUGACAUUGGGAACACAGUCAAGCAUCAGUAUGAAGGUGGUUUGUACCAGAUCUCAUCCUGGUCCCACAUAGUGAAUGCCCAUGCGGUGCCAGGGCCCGGCGUUGUGAAGGGUCUGAGUGCUGUAGGAAAGCCUCUGGGCCAAGGCUGUUUGCUCAUAGCACAGAUGAGCUCCCAGGGGUCACUGGCUACGGGUGAAUACACAAACGCUGUGCUGAAGAUGGCGGAGGAGCAGUCAGACUUUGUGAUUGGGUUUAUCUGUGGCUCCAAGAUCACCAAGAGGCCAGAGUUCAUCCACAUGACCCCCGGGGUGCAGCUGCAGGCCGGAGGUGAUGGGUUGGGCCAGCAGUACACCACCCCAGAGGAAGUCCUCUGCAACAAAGGCUCUGAUGUCAUCAUCGUCGGCCGGGGUAUCCUGGAGGCCCCUGAUAGGCUGGAAGCUGCUGAGUCAUACAGAAAGUCAGGCUGGGAGGCUUACACAAAGAGACUGGGCCACAGUGGCCAUUAAGAGCUUAGGACCAACUGUCAUUUCAUCUAAUUGCAAAUUGAACCCACAAAUAAGGACCUCUGUGGUGACCUUUUAUUAUUUUCACUUACACAAGUGUGCACCUAGUUGUAUACAUAGAAACAUAUGUAGACAUGUGCGUCUGUACUCCACACUGUCACAUCAAAGUGCAGAAACUACACAGGUUAUUAACAUCUGCAGGAGUUACCUGGCAGGUGUUGCGGGGGACCAGACACUUGACCUUUGAACAUAUGGAAUUGUGCUCUCUUAAGUCAGUCCUAUUAAUAAGCUGCUUUAACUGAGUUAUUUUGAUUCCCUCCUAUUAAAUAACUGCACAACCAAACCUAAAGUCUAUUUGCUAAGGUACUCCUGACCAGGUUUAUACACAUUUGGGAAAAAAACAUCAGUAAUCCUUUUAAUUCCACCUGCUAGAAACAAGACGUGGAGAGUUUUUUUUUGUCUGCUUAUGCUUUUUGUAUAAUUGCUUAAAUGCUAGACUAAAAUUUGUAGUGCAAAAAAAGAGUGAGUACGGCUAAUACUUUUUCAAGGGUUUUGCAAAACCAAAAUCAAAUUCAGGGAAUUUUUCAGUACACAUUUGUCCAAUCUAGAUCUUGAGCAUCUCUUUUUACAAGAUGACAGAUGUACUAAUGAUGGAAUGAUGUUUUCAUUUAACUCCUGAACAUAACUGCAAGUCACCGAGUCAUUUAUGUUGAACUCCAGUUUCACAAAGUGUCGGUAUUAAUCUCAACUUGAAUGUAGAGACGGUUAAUUUCAAAGGGAAUGGAAGUCCUUGGUCAGUCACAACUCUAUUAGAUCAUUGUUAUUAAAUAAUGUUUUGAAUGUGGUCCUGACUUGAAUAUGCCUUUAUAAAGGGAACACUUUACAUUGUGAAUUCAUAGGUUAACAAAAUGAUAGCAUUUGAAAAUGUGAGAAAAUUAUGGGCCAUUUGAACAAUGUUUGGCCUGCUUGUUAUUUCUUUUUCAACAGCUGUGUUUGUUUAUUAGUUUGGAUGAUCUGUGUGUAGCCCCUCAGAUUGUUUUAAUUACAAGAUGAGGAAAUGCUGAUUGCAGGCGGGUUAGUCGUCUCAAAUGUCUAAAGUCCAAUGUCUGCCGUCCAUAUGUAAAAAUAACAAAUCCUCUGGUGAGGCAAUAUUUUUUUCUAUAAUUUGACAUGAUCUGUGAUCCCAGUUCUCCAUUGUUUCUCUCCAGAAAGAGGAUCAGUAAACAAGUUUGUUUAUACAAGAGAGAAUUGCCUUUAGUUUGUGACACCUCCCUUUAAAAGUAGACAGAAGUUAAAUUUUGUGUACGCUGUGUCCUGGAGCCAUGACAGUUACGCUGUUCCUACUACGCCUCCAUGCAGUAAAAUGGCUUCAUGGUGUCCUUGAUGGUAUUCUCGUAUUUGCUUUAAUGAAUAAAUGUCUUAUCUAACUCAGACCUUGUUUCCCUCCAUGUACUUUCCUACUGUUACUGAAAAAGAGCACAAUGCUGAAUACUUAAAUAAAUCGUAUUGCAAAUCUA
Molecule: messenger RNA, 3055 nt
Organism: Plectropomus leopardus (leopard coralgrouper)
Lineage: Eukaryota; Metazoa; Chordata; Actinopteri; Perciformes; Serranidae
Gene: umps
Product: uridine monophosphate synthetase
Biological process (GO): 'de novo' UMP biosynthetic process; 'de novo' pyrimidine nucleobase biosynthetic process
Molecular function (GO): orotate phosphoribosyltransferase activity; orotidine-5'-phosphate decarboxylase activity
Source: RefSeq, a predicted model, not a curated record